AUGGGGCCCCCUGUAGGCUUUUGGUUUGAGAGAGAGGGCCCCUCUUGGGGGCCCCACCUGUACCCGUUUGUCCGUGAGGGGGCCCCUUUAAGGGGCCCCCUCUUGGGGUCCCUUAAAGGGGCCCUUGGGGCCCCCUCUACACUAUUUGCCGUGGGAGGGCCCCACUGUGGAGCCCCUUGUGGGGCCCCCUUUACCCGUAUUGGCCGGCGGGGCAGACGCAGCCAAGAAAGGCCCCCAGCUCGGGGCCCUGGCCAGGCACCUCCAGCCGCAAACGCCUGCGCAGCAGCAGCAGCAGCAGCAGCAGCGGUGCAGCAGCAGCAGCAGCAGCAGCAGCAGCAGCAGCAGCGGUGCAGCAGCAGCGACGCGGCAGCAGCAGCAGCAGCGGUGCAGCAGCAGCGACGCAGCAGAGAAGCAGUGGCAGCAGGGAAGCAGCAGGGAAGCAGCAGUGGCAGGGAAGCAAUAGGCAAGCAGCAGCAGCGCAGCAGCAGAGAAGCAGAAGUAGCGGGAGAGCAGCAGAGAAGCAGCAGCAGCGCAGCAGCAGCAGCAGAGAAGCACCAGUAG
This is a messenger RNA of Eimeria necatrix, 561 nucleotides long. RefSeq lists its product as hypothetical. The transcript is spliced from 2 exons. The record is from RefSeq and is a predicted model, not a curated record. Lineage: Eukaryota; Apicomplexa; Conoidasida; Eucoccidiorida; Eimeriidae. The coding region runs from base 1 to 561 and encodes 186 amino acids.